Pseudophryne corroboree (corroboree frog) is the source of this 5358-nucleotide messenger RNA. RefSeq names its product zinc finger protein ZFP2-like. Gene Ontology annotation, biological process: regulation of transcription by RNA polymerase II. The transcript has 6 exons. The record is from RefSeq and is a predicted model, not a curated record. Bases 1 to 2031 code for a protein of 676 amino acids. NCBI's taxonomy places the organism in Eukaryota, Metazoa, Chordata, Amphibia, Anura, Myobatrachidae. Gene Ontology annotation, cellular component: PcG protein complex; chromatin; transcription regulator complex. Gene Ontology annotation, molecular function: DNA-binding transcription factor activity, RNA polymerase II-specific; RNA polymerase II cis-regulatory region sequence-specific DNA binding.
AUGUGCGUUCCACAUACAGGAAGUGAGUUUUCAUCGACUGCUGCAGCCUCGCAGAGUCCCAGUGUCCGUGGAGAUCAGAGUUGCACAGUAGUAAAGAAGACAUCUGGUGAGUGUGAGACACCCAGCAGCCAUAGCCGUGUGUCACGUGGACUGAGCAGAACUAAGAGCCCCAUCACAGUGCCUCCACCUCACUCACUGAUACAUGAGAGGCACAGUGACCAGAAGAUCCUGGAACUCACCAACAAGAUCAUUCAGCUGCUGACUGGAGAGGAAGGGGAGUAUAUAGAGGAACACAGGGGUCUGUACAAGGACGUGAUGAUGGAGAAUCACCGGCCCCUCACAUCACUGGAUGGGUCCAGUAACAGAGAUACCCCAGAGAGUUGUCCCCGUCCUCUGUAUUCCCAGGAUUGUACAGAGGAGUAUCACAGGACCCCACAGGAGGAUCAGGUAGAACGUCUGUCUGAUAUUAAAACAGAUGAUAUAGAGGGAGAAGAGGAGACGUAUGUGACUGAUAUAAAGGCAGAAGAUAUAGAGGGAGAAGAAGAGAUGUAUGUGACUGAUAUAAAGGCAGAAGAUAUAGAGGGAGAAGAAGAGACGUAUGUGACUGAUAUAAAGGCAGAAGAUAUAGAGGGAGAAGAAGAGACGUAUGUAACUGAUAUAAAGGUAGAAGAUAUAGAGGGAGAAGAAGAGACGUAUGUGACUGAUAUGAAGUCAGAAGAUAUAGAGGGAGAAGAAGAGACGUAUGUGAGGGGGGAUCAGCAGUGUAAGGAGGAGGAGAUCCCUACAGAUAUCAGCACAGAUGGACACACAAGCAGGAAUAUCUCAGAAGGACAUCUAAUGUUAUCCCUAGAUUCUGAAAUAAGAGAUAAUGACAGUAGACAGGAUUCUCCAGGAGCUAACCCCAUUACCCCAAUUAUUCAUCCAGCUCUAUCAGCUGAUCCCUCUGAUACUGGGAAAUGUUCUCCUGAUCACUCUGAUAUUGGUGCAUCUGUUACAGCUCUGACAGUAGAUACAGUGUUUCCUUGUUCUAUAGAUGCCAAAUGUUUUACACAGAACACAAAGCCUAUUACCCAUCAGCCAGCUAAGGCAGGGGACGGGCCAUUUCCAUGUUCUGAGUGUGGGAAAUGUUUUACAUAUAAAUCAUAUCUUGUUAGACAUGAGAGAAGUCACACAGGUGAGAAGCCGUAUUCCUGUUCUGAGUGUGGGAAAUGUUUCGCAUAUAAAUCAUUUCUUGCUACACAUCAGAGAAGUCACACAGGUGAGAAGCCAUUUUCCUGUUCUGAGUGUGGGAAAUGUUUUUUAUCGACAUCACAUCUUGUUAGACAUCAGAGAAGUCACACAGGUGAGAAGCCAUAUUCCUGUUCUGAGUGUGGGAAAUGUUUUUUAUCGACAUCACAUCUUGUUAGUCAUCAGAGAAGUCACACAGGUGAGAAGCCGUACUCCUGUUCUGAGUGUAGGAAAUGUUUUGCACAGAAACCAGCUCUUGUUAUACAUCAGAGAAGUCACACAGGUGAGAAGCCAUAUUCCUGUUCUGAGUGUGGGAAAUGUUUUUUAUCGACAUCACAUCUUGUUAGUCAUCAGAGAAGUCACACAGGUGAGAAGCCGUACUCCUGUUCUGAGUGUGGGAAAUGUGUUGCAUGGAAAUCACAUCUUGUUAUUCAUCAGAGAAGUCACACAGGUGAGAAGACGUAUUCCUGUUCUGAGUGUGGGAAAUGUUUUGCACACAAAUCACAUUUAGUUACACAUCAGAGAAGUCACACAGGUGAGAAGCCAUUUUCCUGUUCUGACUGUGGGAAAUGUUUUUCAUCGACAUCACAUCUUGUUAGACAUCAGAGGAGUCACACAGGUGAGAAGCCAUAUUCCUGUUCUGAGUGUGGGAAAUGUUUUGCACAGAAAUCAAAUCUUGUUACACAUCAGAGAAGUCACACAGGUGAAAAGCCAUUUUCAUGCUGUGAGAGAAAUAAAUCCGCUCUUGUUGAACACAUUAGACAUUACCCAAGUACGGAACCAUUUACAUCUUCUGGAGUAUAAUUAUCACUGUCGUCCAAUGUUCCUCAAGGGUGAAUCCGAUCUCCUAUGCUUUAUAAAAUAUACAUGCUAGCACUGGGUGAUAUAAUCAGACGUCAUGGCCUGAUCUACCACUGCUAUGCAGAUGACCUGCUUUUUGCUCCAUGUACUGAGAACCUAAUACCAAUAAAUGGUUGUCUAGCUGAGCGCCAGGGGUGGAUGAUGCCAGUUGGCUGUGACUCAGUCUUUGUGAAACAUAAUAGAAGCUCCCAAACAAAGGACAAGACUACAGCUUUACCAACCAUCUGGAUUUAUGCUUUGGUGUUCAGAAUCGCAAAAUACUGAACGUGUGCUGAAUCUUUGUGUUGUCCUGGUAUGUGGAUGACACAGACAUCAGGUAUCCGCCACAUACAAUUCCUCAUUCUUCCAUCUGUGGACCAUAACCAGAAUCAAGAUCUUGAUUCCCUCAGAAAGUUCAUAGACUACUGCAAUGCCAUCUACCUGGGUCACCCAGCAAAAGAAUUACAGAGCUUUCAGGUUUUCCAAAAGGUGGAGAAAGUAAAUUCUCCUCCCAAUUGGAGAGUAACCCGCACCAGGAUAUAACUGUCCUGAUAGUUUAUGUACUUGGGGUACCUUUAUAUUAAAUAAUACCACUAUCACAAUUAAGUGAAUAAAUCGUGGGACAUUCUCAAGGUAAUUAUAGGUGCUACCAACUGAUUUAGGUCAAGGAAUAAAGUCAAAUCCCCAAAGGGAGGGGAAAGAAAAAAGAAAUCAGUUUUUUUGUGCGGUGCACACAACCCAAUAUCCAAUAUAUUAAAAUAUUUUUCUUUAUUGAUAAAUUGUUAAAAAAUCCCUAUGUUAUUCGUAUUUAUAGGCAAAAUUGCCACACUUAAUAUUUAUUAAUUUUAUGUAUAAUUAAGGAUAUUAAUCAGACUAGUAUUGUCCUUAAAUUUGUAAUCAAGCGAAGUAAUAAAAGAUAGUAAGGAAAGUGAAAAAGAAUGAAAAUUAAGUGAAUAAAGAUUAAAAACAAAGCUGGUGUGUCGAGUGCCUUUUGUAUUUAUGUAAUAAGAUGGUCCUAAUGUGCGUAAACCGUACUGGUUCCCACUGAGUUAUAUUGACAUAAAAGGUUCUUACUGGGAAAUACGUGAAUAUUUAACUGCAAUAAUACUCAUUACUGGGAUGUGUUCCACAGAUGCAAUAUGGUAUUAAUAAUUAUGAUAGUAAAUGUGUGUCGGUUAACAGAUGAUUUCAGACAGAGACACAGAUCCUAUAUUGUAAUAGUUAUUGCAGGUUCCACACGAUCCCAUCCCUGGGGUGUUGCAUAUUAUGCCUGCAGAGUUCGUUUACUCAAGGUGAUUUAUUGUGUCUUUUAUUGUAGUGCAAAAGAUACAUGUGAGGUAAGAGAUAAGUCACUCAAUAGAGCACCCAAAGUUGUCACAUUACCCACAUCAAGUGCUAUAUAGGCACAGUUGCCUGAAUAAUAUUGGCAAGCUGGACUGUGAAUUUGCUAUAAAAUAUUAUUGUCACUACAAUGUCCUGCUGAAUCACCACCUUUAAUUUCCCAUGUGAUCUGUGACUCAGAAAAGAUCCAAAGAUAGUCAGUUGACACAGUAAUUUGGGCCAGCAAUAACUCCUAUGUGGUCAUCCAGCGCCCCAUCUGAUAUGAUGUGCACGAUUUAAAUAUAUCACCGUGCAAUCUGUAGUUGCAGUUAGUGCCUCUAUAGUUGGAUUCUUGCUUUCUGCUGCUAAUAUUGCGCAGUUCUCAUUCUCAUUAAUAGAGAUCUCGAUCCAACUCAAUCCAUAUGCUUAUACACUUGGUAAUAAGCGUACUCCUGCUAGAUGUUUAGCGGUGCAGUGAUUGCUUUCAAGUGUCUAACAGUCGUAUAUAUUAUUGCAAUUAGACAGGCAAUUACACCGCUCAUCUGGUAUGCUGUAUGCAGGUUGAUGAUAACACAUUCACCUAUGUUUUUAAUUGCUAUAAACUCCACCUAUAAGUUUGGCAGUGCAGUGAUUGUUAUGGUGCAGCACGUCAGUGAAAUGUCACAAUGGAGAUUAUUGAUUCCUGAGGAUACUGCUGUAAGUUUGGUAGUACUGUAAUUCGUUUCUAAUUUCUAACAGUCACGUAUGUUUUACAGUAGCACGGGCGGUUGUGCCGCUCGUCAGGUACACUGUAUACAGGCUAAUAAUAGCACAUUCUCCUGUGUAGAUACUGCUACAAGUUUGGCUGUGCCGUAAUUAGUUUCCAAUUUCCAACAAUCACAUAUGUUUCACAAUGAGACGAGCGGUUGCACCGCUCGUUAGAUACACUGUAUACAGGCUAAUAAUAACACCUUCUCCUGUGAUCUUAAUUAUCAAUACUUCUACUAUAUGUUCAUCAGCGCAGUAAUUAAUUUCAGAUUUCUACCAGUCACAUAUAGUAUUAUGACUGGGCGGGCAGUUGCACCGCUCGUCGUAACGCUAUCUGCAGGUUAACAGAGGCACAUUCUCCUAUGUACAUACACACAUUUGAUCGGACACUUUUUCUAACAUUUAUAUAUUGCACAUUAGACACAUCAGCCUAACGCCAAUGCACAUUUCGCUCAUAGGCUUCCUCAGGGCACUAUAUCUUGCAGCUAGUACAGAAUGCAGCAGCCAAGCUGUUACCUGACCAGCCCGUUCCAGCCUCAUAACACCCAUUCUCUACUCCCUUCACCGGCUGCCUGUAAGAUGACAAAUCUAUUUCAUAAUUAGCUAAAUGACCUUCCCAGCCCAACAUUACAUGGUCCAAGGUACUAGAAGCAGCUUCUGCCUCCUUACUGCCCUGCUGGCUUCUACAGAUGAAGGACUGUUACCAGCAGUACCAAGAAUCUCCUGUAAUUCAUUUAUGGGUUGAACGUUUAGCUUUGACCAUGGAACUCACUGCCUUGCACAGUCCAAGAGGCCUCCACUCUAGAGACCUUCACAAGCAGACUGAUGACUGCUACUCACACUUUUCAUUAAUGUACCUCUAUUUACUUCCUAAAUAAUACAUCCCAAAUGCUUAGGUCUUUAUUCUGCUGUUUAUUUUGUAUCUUGUGCUUUGUGUAAAUGUGAAUGUGUAAUGCCAGUUUCCACAAUCUGUAUUGCUGCACGACAAUAUGGCGGCCAUUGGAACGUGUUUUCACUUCUUGUAGUUUACCUAACUUGUUGCAGACACUCAUCUUGACAUGGAGUGUUUUCUGAUACAAGAUCCUAUCCAUAUAUACCCUGUACAUUAUCAUGUGCAUUAGAGUCACCCGGGUUCCAUCUGCGGUGGUUUGUUGUAUGUUACAUCUAUAUGGUGCGGAUACUCCCCUGUAUGAUUUCAUAAUAAAAGCUUUUGUUUGCAUCUAA